GCGCGCAUGCGCUCAAAGGGAGCCGGGCGAAGGGCAAGACGGUGGCUGAGAGGGCACGGGAGAAGGACGGUGGCCGACGAGGUCGGGGAUGGAGCAUCUGGAGCGUUGCGCGUGGUUCCUCCGCGGGACGCUGGUGCGGGCGGCUGUGAGGCGCUACCUGCCCUGGGCGCUGGUGGCCUCCAUGCUGGGGGGCUCCCUUCUUAAGGAGCUUUCUCCGCUGCCCGAGAGCUACCUGAGCAACAAGCGCAACGUCCUCAACGUGUAUUUUGUCAAAAUGGCCUGGGCCUGGACGUUCUGCCUUCUCCUGCCUUUCAUUGCCCUCACCAACUACCACCUGACAGGCAGAGCAGGCCUGGUCCUGAGGCGGUUGAGCACCCUGCUCGUGGGCACGGCCAUCUGGUAUGUCUGCACAGCCCUCUUCUCCAACAUCGAACACUACACAGGCAGCUGCUACCACUCGCCAGCUCUGGAGAGGGUCAGAAAGGAGUACCAGAGUAAGCAGCAGUGCCACGGGGAAGGAGGCUUUUGGCACGGCUUUGACAUCUCAGGCCACUCCUUCUUGCUGACCUUCUGUGCCCUCAUGAUUGUGGAGGAGAUGUCUGUGCUGCAUGAGGUGAAGAUGGACCGAAGCCACUGCCUCCACACGGUCAUCACCACCCUGGUCGUCGCCCUGGGCUUCCUGACUUGCAUUUGGGUGUUGAUGUUUCUGUGCACAGCUGUGUAUUUCCACGACUUGUCCCAGAAAGUGUUUGGCACCUUGUUCGGUUUGCUGGGCUGGUAUGGGACAUAUGGGUGUUGGUAUCUGAAAUCAUUUUCCCCAGGACUUCCUCCCCAGAGCUCUAGUUUGAAUUUGAAGCAAGAGAGUUACAAGAAAUAAAAUAGAGACAAAAGGGAGGACAGUGAUAACUUUAUCAUUUCUUUUGUUUAGUUAUUUGGCUAAAUUAUUGAUCCUACUUUAGAGGGGAAGCUUACCAGGCAGUUCGGGUUGGGUUGUGGUGAAAUCUGGGGAGUGGGGGCUUUAGCCCCCAGGCUAUUCUUGGCAACAUCAUCUGUGUCACAAUCACCACCACUCUCAGUCAGGCACUUUUUGUUCCUGGUAAGACUUGACCUUAAUCUGGAACAAGGCUUUGGUCCCUAGAGGGGAGAGCUAAGGCUCAGGGAAAGGACAGGAUCAGGAAAGCUCCUGUGGUGUGGCCUCAGGAUUCUCCUGCACUUUCUUCCUGAUCCAAGUUGCCUUUUAAGUUUAAUGGCUGUUAAUGCUGUUGUCUAACAGCCUUUCUCUCUGACCAAUUUUGCAUAAGCAUUUAUUUCUGGCAAGGGUCUGAAACACCAAACUCCUGAAGGACACUCUCUUGUAGUAUUUGUUUCAUUCCUUGAAUGUUAUCUAUUACAAAUGGCCACAAAACAGGCCCGUUAAAGGGCAGUGCCUGCCUCUGUGGGAUGAUUCUUACGGAAAUGAACAAUGAUCUUUUCUGUCUGUUGUCUGUUAUUAUAUGUUGGUUUUUAGAACGAUAAGGCAAUCUUUUAUUUUCUUCUAUUUUGAGCAAAUACUUUAUAUGGUUUUAAUAACAACUAUGGCAUUUGUUCUUUGCUGACAAAACUCCUGAAAAUAACAGACAACUCCAGUGCUGCACUUUGGCACAUGUAGAUUGUUCUAAGGUGGUGUUGUUGUUGUUUUGUUUCGUUUGUUUUUCUAGAACACUAAGUUACUUUUUAUAAACCAAACUCUGACCUUAUAGUAUUAAAUUCCACCUCAUGGGGCUGUUUUCUCUGUGAAGAAUAAAAGUAGAAAGCAGUCAUUUUAAUAAAAGCCUCAUGAAUUUUAAGCUAAGUCAAAAUAAUUUUGCAAAAUACAUAUUUGCACUGAAACUUUCCUGACCACAGAAGAGUGAUACAGACUGAACGGUGCUUCGGGGUCCUGUGUUGGGUGCCUUGAUCACUCUGCUGUGGCUGAGGGCAUUUUUACCUUUUGGACAAGAUUAUGAUAAUUCAGAAGUGAAGUCAAAUGCCUCCCUCUGAUGGCAAAAAGCCAACCCGUUUGCAAAAUCCUCCUUAUUACUAAUAAAUGGUGGCGUGAUUUUGGUUCCUCCCUCUUCUUGCCUCAUCAACCAGACCAAACCAAAGGUGGCUCUGUUCAUCGAGCCUAGAAAUCAGUUCACUUUUUCUUUCCUCUUUCAAAACUCCUCAGUUCCCAGCCUUGUCAUUCUGUGGCCUUUGCUGUGAGAGUGAAGGAUCAGAGUCUCACUUUGUUGCCCUUGGUAGAGUACCGUGGCAGCAUAGCUUACAGCAACCUCAAACUCUUGGGCUCAAGUGAUUCUCUUGCUUCAGCCUCCCAAGCAGCUGGGACUACAAGCGCCUGCCACAAGUCCUGGCUACUUUUUAGAGACAGGGUCUCACUCUGGCUUAGGCUGGUCUCAAACCUGUGAGCUCAGGCUAUCCACCUGCCUCUGCUUUCCAAGAGUUAAGAUUCGAGGCGUGAGCCACCAUGCUUGGUCAAAGGCAUAGUUCUACACUCCGGUGAGAGGGCUCCUCUCCUCUCCCAGACUAUCUCCUUAAGCCUUUUAAACCAACCCUGCUGUUUGGAUAAUCAUUUUUAAAGUUGCUUUGAUAGGCCAAGUGUGGUGGCUCACACCUGUAAUCCUAGCACUCUGGGAGGCCAAGGCAGAUUGCUUGAGCUCAGGAGUUUGAGACCAACCAAGAAGAUCAAGACCCCGUUUCUACUGAAAGUAGAAAAACUGAGGCAAGGGGAUUGCUUGAGCCCAGGAGUUUGAGGUUGCUGUGAGCUUUAAUGAUGCCACAGCACUCUACCCACGGCACUAGAGUGAGACUCUGUCUCAGAAUAAUAAAUAAAUAAAUAGCUGCUUUGAUGGCCCUCUCUCCUCAGUCAAGCCUGAUAAUAGCAUUACUGAUAAGCAUUGACUCAAGUUUAGGUUGUCAGGAGUUGAGGGUAAGUCUCAAUGGUACCUUUUUUAACAUAAAGAUAUAUUUAAAAUAUUUUAUAUCCCAUUGAGCUUCAGGUUAACUUUAUUGAUAACAGUGUGAGGCGUGAUAUGUUGUAUCCGAAGGGACAGAAGCACAGACAAUGAGGUAUUGGAAGUGUCCCUGUGGUGCUUUGGAUGCACUGGCAGGAAGUGAUAGGUCCGGCAAGAGGAUUUUUUUUUGCCACGUGGAGUUUAUAUCCACAAACCGGGGGCGGGAAUCAGGGUGGGGUGGAUGGCGGGAGCUUGCUGAAGGGAUUGAAAUCGCUCCUAAGUUUCAUGUUCAGCACCAAAAGGGAAUAGGCACAGUGUGUCUCCAGAAGUCCUUUGUCACACUUUAAAUCUCCAGAUGUUCUUCUCAUGUGGGUCUGAUUCAAGCUCAGCAUUGAACUAACGCUACGUGGAAAGUGUUGAUUGCCGAGCCUCCUGUUGGAGCUCCGCAAUCGGCCUUUUCCUUGGGAGCGGGCUCUCAAUCCCUAUAAGAGACAGUGUGGCGUUAGUGAAAGACUCUGGGCUCAGGCAAAUGUGAGAUGUGGGUUGGCAUAAUAUCUUGGCACCACUCAUACCUUUAUGACCAUGGCAGACCUGUACAGUAGAUACGAUUCUGUUAGGAUCAAGGGCAAUGAUAUAUGUAAAAUGCCCAAUCUAUGAGCUUAGCAGGUGGUAACCACUCUGCCACCUUUUUAAUA
Nycticebus coucang (slow loris) is the source of this 3667-nucleotide messenger RNA. It is a transcript of the gene FITM2, whose product is annotated as fat storage inducing transmembrane protein 2. Bases 89 to 877 code for a protein of 262 amino acids. The record is from RefSeq and is a predicted model, not a curated record. Gene Ontology annotation, biological process: lipid droplet organization; phospholipid biosynthetic process; lipid storage. The transcript is spliced from 2 exons. Gene Ontology annotation, cellular component: endoplasmic reticulum membrane. NCBI's taxonomy places the organism in Eukaryota, Metazoa, Chordata, Mammalia, Primates, Lorisidae.